UAAUUGUGUAGAAACAGGUUAUGCCAAUAAAAAUUUAUCUAUAAAUGAUGGUAUGUAUGUAUUUAAAAAUCAAGCUUGUUCAUCAACAUGUCGUUAUUUACAGUUCAUAUUUUUCUUACUCUUUUUGCUCUAUCGGCUGGAGGGGGAAAGCAAAGGGAAACACCUGGUUUAUACCAAGGAGAUAUACAAUUGACACCUGAACAAUGGGAAAGUUUACAGAGUAACAACAGUCCGUUUGGCUCAAUAAAAAAUAGACGAUGGCCAAACGCAAAAAUUCCUUAUACUUUUGAAAGUUCUAUAGGGGAAAAUGGCAGACAAGCAAUAAAAGAAGCAAUUGAUGAUUAUCACAGGUUUACAUGUUUAAGGUUUACUCCUUGGAAUGGAGAGAAAAACUACAUAUCUUUCUUUUAUGGUCAAGGAUGUAAUUCGCCAGUUGGAAUGUGGGACAAAAACAGAAUUUCUCUUGGCGAAGGUUGUUUGACCAAAGGCACUGCUCUUCAUGAAAUCGGACACAGUUUAGGAUUGGAACAUGAGCAAUGUCGUCCUGAUCGUGACCGAUAUGUUAAUAUUCAUUAUGAAAAUAUUGAAGAAGAUUGGGUGUUUGCUUUUAAUAUUUCAAAAAAUGUUGACUCCCUUGGUACUGAAUACGAUCUUUAUUCAAUGAUGCAUUAUAGCUCCAAUUCUUUUACAAAAGUGUGGAAUAAAAAGACAAUAACAACAAAAGAUCCAUCAAAGCAAAAACUCCUCGAUAAUUUUGGCAGAAUAUUUGGUUUAAGUGGCACUGAUGUGAAGCAAAUUAACAAGAUGUAUUCUUGUGGAGAAAAAAUUCCUAGUACACUAAAACCAACAACAUGCACAAAGGACAAUGACUGGAGCUGUCAGUUUUGGACAAACCAAGGCUAUUGCUUGUCAGGCGAUCUUUUUCAGAGAGCAAGAAUGCACGAAAUGUGUUGCAAGUCUUGUAAAGACAAAUGCGGAAAAUGUGGAUUGUAAAGGAAACAAGAUUUUAUAAGAAAACAACAUUAUAAGAAAGAUAUUUAUAAUAAUAUAAAUAAUAUAUACAUA
Molecule: messenger RNA, 1065 nt
Organism: Hydra vulgaris (swiftwater hydra)
Lineage: Eukaryota; Metazoa; Cnidaria; Hydrozoa; Anthoathecata; Hydridae
Product: protein SpAN
Biological process (GO): proteolysis
Molecular function (GO): metalloendopeptidase activity; zinc ion binding
Source: RefSeq, a predicted model, not a curated record